AAUGUUGCUUUUUAGCAGCUUUACUGGAUUUAGCUAUCUUUGUGGUGCUUUUUAGCACAUGUCCAUGUAAUGACUAAUACCAGAGGUGGAUGUUCACAGUUUAUUUUGUUCUCAGUCCAAAGUUACUGAAACUACUGAUCUUCCAAGAUGGGUUUAUUGUGUUGCAAAAGUAGACACAACAACUCCGACACAAUACCUGGCAGGACAUAUGCAGGGAAAUCCACCUGACAUGACAGUCAGGCAUCCAACAAAGAGAUUAGCCUAUUGCAAAGAGAUCCUUCUUCAGCCUUCUUCUUUCUAGCAUUUACGAUAAACUCCCUUUUGGAGAUAAAGAACUUGUGCAUGAUAUCCUCACAGCGGGGCAGGAAUCAGAACAGUGAUUUGAUUGUAGACAAGAUUUCUACUGGUAGAAUACAUGUGACCUGGCCUAGGUGUGUAUGAACAUCUUACAAACAUGGAUCGAAAAAAGCAAAAGGGAAGAAAGAUGGGCUCAUCAAGAAGGAUCUUGAUGAAACAAGAGGGUGCUGCUGAGGUGGAGGCUCAGACCAGUCCAAAAAGUGAAGAUUUUAUUUUUAAUGAAAUGACAGAAAAAAUCCAACAACUUUUGUCAACUGAUGGCACAGAUACCAAUUUAUUUAUUACAAGACAGGACAUGGAGAAAAUCAGUGGCAUCAUUUUCUUCUCUGUCGAAGACCUAGAAGAUCUCUUUGAUGAACUCAAUAAAGAAGGGAAAGGAUAUCUUACUUAUGAAGAGUUCACUUCAGGACUGAAAAGUCUCAUCAAUUCAAGUGGCAGUCAAUGGAAUCAAACACGGAAAAGAAAAUCGACAAAAAGAAUGACAGAGUUUCCUCGUUCUCUGUCAUUAGAGGAAGCGGACACAGAGGAAAGGAAACAAUUUAAGUCCUUUAUGGAACAGCUUGGAGCACACAAUGUGUUUGAAGAUGAAUCUGAGAUCUGGAAACUGUGGACCAGGCUUGGCCAGGAGGAACCUCAUUUGUUGGAGAACCUGGAGGAAUUCUUGGCAAAAGUAACAAAUCAAAUAAAAGAAGCCAAAAAAGAAACGGAAACACUGGAGAUUAUGUUAAAAAAGAGGAUUACAGAACACAAUGUAGAGGUGCAGCGUAUAUAUGAAGAAAUGGACCAACAAAUGCGUGAGGAGAUGAAUAGAUUAACUAAAGAAAGUAAUACUCGUAGCAGUAUCCAUGAUCGAGAAAUGAGGACUGCCAUUGAAUUGAAAAAUAAAGAAGUACAGCAGCUGCUUUCUGUACAAAAUGAGUUAGAAAAAGAACUCUCCAACCUACAAGGCAUGGAACAUCGUACAAAAUCAGAGAAUGAGAUGUUAAAAAGGACAAACCAAGAUUUAGAACAGAACUUGGAGAAAAUUCGUGAUCAGUUAUCUGAAGCUGAAGUUUGCCUGAGUGAUGUGAAACAGAAAAUGAUUCAACAUGAAAAGGAGAUUAAGGAUGAUGAAGAAUCAAGAAAUAUUUCAAGUGCACAGUUUUACCAGAUUUUCUUCCAGGACACCAACCAGAAAGAAAAAAAUAAUGAGCAGGAACCUGACCAAAGUGACCUAAAAGAGCCUACAGAUCUUGAGAAACUAAAUACAGUAACGUCUGAUAAUGACUUUAAAAGUUCAAGAUCAAGAGUCAUUUCAAUAGAAGAAGACCCAAUACAAGAGUGUUUGCUUAAACACUCCAAACUACUUCAAGAAGGUAUAAUGGAAGAAAAGCCAACCACAGACGUCGGUAGAGAAGCCGAAGACUCUGUUCAUAUUUAUCUCUCUAGACCAGAUCCACUUGCUUUUGAUGAUUACACUAAAAAAGAACAUCCAGAGAUUUCUUUGCAAAUAAACAAAACAACCUACCAAGACAUAAAGAAGAUAGAUAUAGCUUCAGAGACAAGAAUGAUCCAAAAAAACAUUGAUUUUGAAAGUAAAAACAUUGACCAAUAUUCUGAUCUUCAGGAAAUAAUCAAAAGGGAAAAUUUCUCUGCAGAACAAAAGUCAAACCUACCAAAUCAUCUUGAUGGAUUCCAAGCAGACCCAGAACAUGUUUAUAAAAUAAUGUUUGUCGGAAACUCACAUGUUGGAAAAACUUCUUUUCUACGUCAAGUACAUGAAGGUUCCUACAACAGGGAGACCUCUGCUACAGUAGGAAUAGAUUAUCGUAUAAAAAGCUUUAUUGUGGACAACAGACAUUAUGCUUUACAGCUGUGGGACACUGCAGGACAGGAGAGGUUUUACAGCAUCACAGAGCAGUUUUUCAGAAAGGCAGAUGGUAUGGUGAUCAUGUAUGAUGUAACUUCUAGGGAAACUUUUACUGCUGUGCACCACUGGCUAAACUGCAUUCGGGAAAAAGUAAUGGAUGAAGUCAUUCUUCUUCUUCUCGGCAAUAAAAUAGACUGCGAUGCUAAAAGACAGGUGACAUUCCAUGAAGGACAGAAGUUGGCUCAGGAGUAUAAACUACUAUUUACAGAAUGCAGUGCAGCAUCAGGACUAAACAUCACCGAAUCACUGAUACUGAUAGUCAGGUCUCUAAAGGAGCAUGAGGACAAUAUGAAAAAUAAUGUGGUAACGUUAAACAGAUCUACAAGUCAGAAGAAAACAAGUUGCUGCACAUAGAUUUCCACGCCUUGCCUGUAUUAAGGAUUGCAGUUUUUUUUUUAAAAGAAAUAAGUAUCAGCUGUUGUUUUAUACAAUGAAGAGUAAAUGAACCGGUCAGCUGCAAAUUACAUUCCAAACUAUUGAUACUGUUACAUAGCCAUAAGGGCAAGACACAUGGCACCUUUCAUGUAUUUAUAUGUGCUUAUAUGACACCGCUAGGGUGCCGGAGCUGGGACAACUCCUCACUCUUCCUCCCAUUCUUGUCCCUGUUUGAUUGACAGUUAGGGCUCAGCUUUUAAUGCCAAGCCCUGUCUUCAAAUUUCAUUUAAGAGCUGUGAAUACAUAUUAUGCUCAGGUAUGAGAUUUGGAAACAGGGCUCAGCUACUGUUUUUCCUCUGUUUAUAUUUUAUUAUGCAAAAAUGCUACAUUUUUAUGUAGAGCUGUGUUCCUAAACUGGUUUUCAAUUACAGAUUACAGUUAUAAUCAAUUGAAUGUAAAAAAAAAAACUUAAAGCAAUAAAAGAUACAGACUACAAAACACUUGAUAUAAAUCAAGUUUUUAUAACCAUUGUACUGUACCUUGCUGCAGACUGCAAUGCAGAAUGUGCAGGGGAAAAAAAUCUGUAACAAAUCUAUCAUGUGUGAAUUUGGCCUAAGGAAGUAUACUGAGUUUAUAAUUUUAGUAUCAAAAUGUAAAAGUUGACAAACAUUUUUCAAAUCUAUACAGUAUUAACUCUUUAGCGAUGGUCCUUGAGGUCAGCUGACAUCACGGUUUGCCUUAUUGAGAGGCUCCAUGAUGUACAGUUACAUCAGGACCGUUUCCUAGGCACAGCAGUUAUGCCCAUGAGAUCACAACCACCCUGAUAGCAGGAGGGUAGUUGUGAUGCACAACUAAAAAACAUCAAUAAAGGAAAGGAGCUCCCUUUCCCCCUUCCUGAUGUAAUGCCUCUUUGGCUGUUUAGCUUUACAUGUAAAGGGAAGAACCUAAGGCAUGCCCUCAAAGAUGUCAGUAAUGUGUUAAAAUAUAAAUAAAAUAAACAGAUUUUGAAAAAGAAAAGCUACAGUCAACAUUACGUAAAAAAAAGAUAUAAAACAUUUAUACUGGCAAAAGUAAUAAAUCAAAUACCUAGGUUCUUAUUGCUCCUGGGAACAAUAACAACCUUCCCUACAUAAGUAAAUGAUGAGCAAUAUGAAAAGAAAAAACAGAACAGUAUUUUGUCUGCAUUCUUUCAUUAUAAAAAAAAUGUAUAUAAUUGAAAUAUUAUGGGGGUUUUUGUUUUUAAAAAUGUUCAGGCAGGGCAAAAAAAUAAAAUAAAAAAUAGGACAAAAACAAUGCAGUACUCAUGUGCUGAAAUACCCCAUCCCUAUCAUUCUGCUCACUACUUUCUGGUCUCCUUUCGAGACUAGGAAGUACAUGCUUAGCCAAUCACUGAUAAAGCAUUUUCUUGUUUCAUGACAUCACUGAUAAGUAGUAAGCAGCGACCAGGCACUAUUGGAAAAGCAGUAGUGGAGGGAUCACAGCAGAUAAAUACUGUGGCUUUUUUUUUUUUUUACUUUUGCAGCCCAGCCUGGAUACUAUUAAAAAUAAAAUAACUGAACAAACUUUCUGUACUCCAAUAUAAUCCUUACAAUAUGAAUAAUGAAUCUAACAAAAACAAUGGGGGAGAUUUAUCAAAGCUGUCUAUGUCCUGCAUCAAUAUGGACCAAAUUACAGAGCGUUAGGCCGGUCUAUUGUGCGCCUAAUUUAUCAAAAGGCGUACGGCUCUUGAUAAAUUCUGUGCACAGACUUCAGGAUCUUUGCUUUAGACUGUAUUUAAUCCUGCUCCAGUAUGGUCUGACAUUUCGGCGUACUUUCAGCCGAUGCAACUUGUCGCUGAAAAGUCGCUUUUGAUAAAUUCAGCACCAAUGCAUUUUUCUGUCUAAAAUAGACUGGAAUGCAUCAUGUUCUAGAAAUCCUCUAAAGCAAAAGUCGCAAAAAAAGUCGCACAUAUUUAGACUGCGACUUUCUGUGCGACAAAAUUAGACAUGAAAAAAACUGUCUAAAUCCUUUGAUAAAUAUGCCCCAAUAUCUCACAAAGCUACAUCAACAAAACAAUAAAAGAUUCUAGGUGUCUGACUGUGGGAAGGCAAAAUGGCCUGGUCCUUAAUUUAUUAGCCAGAUUGUAAACAUUGAAAACAACAAGAUGGUAAUGCAGCAAUGUUAUGUCAUAUGGGCAAAAUUUUGUGAAAAUAAAUACCAAGAUAACUGCUACUUUUAGCUGUUCUGUAAGACAAAGCUACUGCUGAGGAUCAGUAUUUAGCUAAAGCGCAUUGUUUUGAUAUUUGCAUUGUUCUGUAUAAAAAUUGAAAGUUUUUUGUGGA
Molecule: messenger RNA, 4962 nt
Organism: Hyla sarda
Lineage: Eukaryota; Metazoa; Chordata; Amphibia; Anura; Hylidae
Product: ras-related protein Rab-44-like
Exons: 16
Coding region: 455-2620 (721 amino acids)
Molecular function (GO): GTP binding; GTPase activity; calcium ion binding
Source: RefSeq, a predicted model, not a curated record